Molecule: messenger RNA, 3975 nt
Organism: Phyllotreta striolata
Lineage: Eukaryota; Metazoa; Arthropoda; Insecta; Coleoptera; Chrysomelidae
Source: the annotation of a GenBank genome assembly
AUGGCCGGAGAUAUAUCCAGAGAAUUAUUUAUUCCAUUUUUUUUGCUGUCACAAGACGAUAACGUCAAAGAGCUCUGCCACGCCGCCACGAAGAUCCAGGCCUCCUUCAGGGGCCACAUGACCAGGAAGCAGGGCAAGAAGAACGACGAGGAGUCCGGUACUUCCCAGGGGAAAGGACGCGAUGAGGAAGAAGAAGAAGAAGUGGAUAUAGAUUUAACGGAUCCGGAAUUGAAUAAAGCAGCGGUGAAGAUCCAGGCCUCUUUCAGGGGGCACAUGACGCGCAAGGACGGCAACAAGCCCGAGGACGAAUAAAUAAUUAAUUUUUUUUUUCUAAUUUUUUUUGUUAGUCGGGAGGCGACGAAAUUCGCGACCUUUCUCUGAUGUUUCCAAAGCUGUUUUAGAGCGCGAAAUGGUUUCGGACGGAUUCGAGUUCGGUUUUCAUUCGCAAAAUAAAAAAACGUAGAUUAAUCGAUUAGAAUUAACCCAUUUCGACGGCGUCGUCUUUAUAAUGUUAGAUUUUCUUGUUCUUGUUUCGUACGCUGUACGGAAAAUUAGCGUUUCGUGUACUACGAUUAAUAUCUAAUUAAUACUCUACAGGGUGUCCCACGACGAGUUAAAACUAUCUGUAUAUUAGAAACUACUUAUCCGAUUUAAAUAAUAUUUGGUAUUUAUAUGUUAUGUAAUAAGACGAAUCUCUUAAAAAUAUUUUGACAGUCGUACCACUUCCGGAUAUACCGGAAGUAGGCAUCAACUUGGUUAUUUUAAAUGGAACACCCUGUAUAUUAAUAUAUUUUCGAAAUCUACGUGAAAUUUUAGGGUACUUUUGUAUAAAAUACUUUUUUCAAAAAUGCAUAUUUUUUGAGUUAAUAAUUUUUGUUUGAAAAAUUUGACCGAUGCAGAUCCUUAUAAAUUAUUUUUUUUACGGGGAUCCCUUAAAGAUGUGGAAAUUGUUUCUGUAAAGUGACUACUAGAAAGGUCAAAGGUAUUUGAACUUGCGUUGAAAAACUUUUUAUUUUAUACAGGGUGUGUACAAAACAUGCGUAAAGUUGAACUUCAAAAAUAUCAAAUUUCUUCAUUUUUUUUAAAUGGAACCACCCAGUUUUUUCUAUGUAAAUGAAAUCAGCGGUCAAAAAUAAGGGAAGGUCAUGUUUACUUCCCUAUACCUAAACCUACUAGUUUUGAAGUAAUUAAAAAUUUUCAACUCGAUACUAUUUCAUCUUCAGCGUCAAAUGAGCGAAAUAAACUUUUUUUUCGGUUUUUCGCACUUUUCUCGAAUCGAGUUCGUUCGAUUCGCUUCAAAAUCUCCCAAAAGAUUCUCCAUCGGUUCUCUCGACUUUCGUAUACAGCCGUUUUCCAGGAAAAAAUCGUUUUUGGGAAAAUAUCGUUGAAAAUAGUUUUCGAGGGUUUUCUAAAAAUCGUAAUAACUCAUAAACGGUAAGAUUUACGAACAUUUUUCAUACUUGCAAAAUAAUUGAAAAUUCUUUUUUCCAUCCAAUAAAAGAGACCGGGCGUUUUUCCGAUCUGUACUUUUUGAGUUUUUUCAAAAAAAUCGUUUUUAAUUUGUCUUCAAGUUUGUAAAGUCAAAACUCGGAAACUACCAUCUUUAAGAAAAUUUUGAAAGCGAAAAUUUAUAUAUACGACAUUUUUCUAUCUAACAAAUUUUUUUCCCAUUUUCCUAAUUAUUAUUUAUCGAAUUAUAAAGAUUUUUCGAAAUCGAUGCAUAUUUUACGGCAGCCAUCGAACCGGAAGUGAAAACUUUCAGAUCUACGAUGACGUACGAUCAUUCCCGAAUGAAAGACAAAAUGGAUGACAUUUGCGUUUCCAUGGAUACGUUGACAUUUAAUUUGAUGUACAGGGUGUUUUUUCAUUAUGAAAAUCGGAAAAAUUGAUAUACGGGGCGUUUUUUUUAUCUUAAGUGAAAAAUUAUUUUAAAUUAAAUUGAAAUAUAGUACAGGGCGAUUCGUUUUUAAGGAAACGUUCAGAGCCCAUUAUUGCAAUUACCAAUAACUAUUUUAACUAUUUAGAACUGUUCGAAAUUUCAUAAAAUUCUCAGAAAUCAUUUUGAACCAUUUUAAAAUUUACUACUACCGUUUGAAACAGUUCAGAACUAUCUUAAAUCUAUUCAGAAAUUAUCCUGAAUCAUUUUGAAACACUUUAUAAACGACUACUUAUAUUCGAAACAGUAUCACUUAGAAUUGUCCUGAAUCAUUUUGAACCAGCUUAGAAUUGACUAAUUGGCUUCAUAAACGAAUUAGAACCAUUUAAAGCAGCUCUGGGCUAUCUAGGAACUACUGUACUCUAUUUUACACUCAUCUCCUCCAUCCUACCCUUCUCUACACCACUCUACUCUACUCCACUCCAUUCUACUCUACUCUAUUCAACUGUAAGGCUAUCCUACCCUACCCUUCUCUACUCCACUCCAUUCUACUCUACUCUACUCUAUUCAACUGUAAGGGUAGGAAACAAGAAUGAGAAAAAAUGUGAUUUUCCGAACAGGUUACGAAACAAGAAACAACAACCGGUUAAACCGGUUAAUUAGCCUACGGUACGAAACAAGAAUGUACGAAUCAAGAAACCACCUAAUGUUUAUUAAAGUAGAGAAGGUUCGAUUUUGUCAAUUUUUAUCAUACUAAUACGUACAUUCCAAUCCUAUUAAACCGAAUCGAUAGAAGAAAAUAUAUAUUAAAACAAAAAAAAAAAAACUUGUGAUCCUUUCAUAAAUCUGUACCUUUUUUAGAUAAAGUAAAAGUAUUUAUACCUACAAAUUACUUAAAAACGAUUCUUUUUUUACGCUUUUUUCUUCUCCGAUUGCCUUGAAUAGUGCAAUUAAAACGAACAAAAAUAUCAUCAUCGCAAAAUUCUAUUAAAACGCCAUUUAGUUACAUUAAAGUACAUUCGAUAAACGAUCGAGAUAAGAAAACUUGCAUAUUCUUGGUACAAUUUGGUGGAAUUGUAAAUUAACCUUUACAUUCGUAAUAAUGUUAAAUAAACUUUGUAAACGCACUUUGUUAAACUGUACACCACAUAGCUCUAUCUCCGGAAAAUAAAAUGUAUAAUAACGCUUUGUGUGUACAAAAAAAAAACCGAUUGCUGUAUAACUUAACAAUUUCAAAGUAACACGAAGCUUCGUGAAAGCUUUCAAUUCGAAAAUGCGCAUAAACAAAUUCAUCGCAUGAUCCAUUUAUCGCGCAACUAUUACCUGUACUUUCUCGGCAACCGAAAUGUAUCGUUUAAAAAAAUAAAACUCCCACUCGAAUGCGAAUCCGUUUCAAUUGCCCCAUUCCUCGAGGUUAUCGUCGUAGAAAUGCUCCGGUUUGAAUUUAACCAACGAAGGGGGCAAGUCCGUCCUGCUCUCCAGAUGCCUGGGAUACGACCAGAAGAUGUGCACGUCAUCGUUGUCCUCUUUGUUGUUGUUCUCUUUGUAUUUCUGCACCCAGCUCUCCGGCGGGGCUACAUCGAGCGAUUCUUCGUUCUUUCGCCUUCGUUCUUCUUGUAUGUUCUCCACUAAAUUCGAAUGUAUUAAAACGAAGUUGUUUCGAUGUUAGAAUGCUUCGAUUACCUUUCUGUCGGAGCUCGCAGAGCUGCUCGGGGGAGUAGUGGGUGUACCUGCAAACGCCCUCGAAAGGGCAACCGCCGCCUUGGAAAAACCGCCUGCAAGACGCCUUUAGUAGCUCUUCCCUCAAAAUCGUCUCCGGAUCUGUUGGAAGGAUAUAAAGUAGAAAAAUACGAACGAAAUUCGCCGGUAUUUACCUCUACAAGCCUCGUAGUGCAUGUGUCUCAGUUUCACGUGAUUGGAACUUUGUAAAUGCUUCUUUCUCGCGUCUAUGUCGUCUAUGAAGCUCUUUUCGCAAUAAUCGCAAUAAUAUCUCCGGCCCAUUUUAGUAUUUAUUGCAUUCGAUUUGUAUUACGCUUCCGUUCUUUAUUUUGAGGUUAUAUUGACAGAUCAGUUGGCUGAAUACUCAAUCAAGCGGAGUC